Molecule: messenger RNA, 957 nt
Organism: Myotis daubentonii (Daubenton's bat)
Lineage: Eukaryota; Metazoa; Chordata; Mammalia; Chiroptera; Vespertilionidae
Gene: AQP10
Product: aquaporin 10
Biological process (GO): glycerol transmembrane transport; water transport
Cellular component (GO): plasma membrane; basolateral plasma membrane
Molecular function (GO): glycerol channel activity; urea transmembrane transporter activity; water channel activity
Source: RefSeq, a predicted model, not a curated record
AGUAGCAGCGUGCUCAUGCAGACAGAGGGAGCGGUAACCAGAGACAGGGUGUCCUCACCAUCGUCCCUAUGCAACUCCUGGCAGAAGUCAAGGGCUGGCUCCGGAUCCGAAGCCUCCUGGCCCGACAGUGCCUGGCAGAGUUUCUGGCUCAUCACCCAAGGGGCUGUGGCCCAGGCUGUCACCAGUGAAGAAACCAAAGGCAACUUCUUCACCAUGUUUCUGGCUGGCGCUUUGGCUGUGAUGGUGGCCAUCUACGUGGGUGGUAAUGUCUCCGGGGCCCACCUGAAUCCAGCCUUCUCCCUGGCCAUGUGCCUCCUGGGACGCCUCCCCUGGGCCAAGCUCCCCAUUUACUCCCUGGUGCAGAUACUGUCUGCUUUCUGCGCCUCUGGAGCCACUUAUGCUCUCUACUAUGAUGCCCUACAGAACUAUACAGGUGGGAACCUGACCGUGACUGGCCCCAAGGAGACAGCUUCCAUCUUUGCCACCUACCCUGCUCCCUAUUUGUCCCUGAACAAUGGCUUCUUGGAUCAGGUUCUGGGAACUGCGGUCCUGAUUGUGGGGAUCUUGGCCAUCCUGGACACACGGAACAAGGGAGUGCCUGCGGGUCUGGAGCCUGUGGCAGUGGCCCUUUUGAUCCUGGCCAUCGGGCUCUCCAUGGGUGCCAACUGUGGAUACCCACUCAACCCUGCCCGGGACCUGGGCCCACGGAUUUUCACCUACGUGGCCGGCUGGGGCCCUGAAGUCUUCAGCGCCGGUAAUGGCUGGUGGUGGGUGCCUGUGCUGGCCCCUAUGGUGGGGGCCACCCUUGGCACAGCCACUUACCAACUUCUGGUGGCUCUGCACCACCCUGAGAGUUCAGAACCGGCUCAGGGUCUAGUGCUUGCCCAGUAUAAAGACUUGGAAACUCCUGCCUCAACUCAGACGCCCCAACAGUCCUACCUCCCUCAUGGACACUGA